Didymodactylos carnosus is the source of this 555-nucleotide messenger RNA. The record is from the annotation of a GenBank genome assembly. Lineage: Eukaryota; Metazoa; Rotifera; Eurotatoria; Philodinida; Philodinidae.
AUGAUUAAAGCUAUAUUAGUGUUUAAUAAUCACGGAAAACCUCGUUUAAUUAAAUUUUUUGAACAUUAUACCGAAGAUAUUCAACAACAAAUUGUACGUGAAACAUAUCAUUUAGUAUCAAAACGUGAUGAUAAUGUAUGCAAUUUCUUGGAAGGUGGUACACUUAUUGGUGGAAAUGAUUAUAAGUUAAUUUAUCGACAUUAUGCAACACUUUAUUUUAUAUUUUGUGUUGAUAGUAGUGAAAGUGAAUUAGGCAUACUCGAUCUAAUUCAAGUUUUUGUAGAAACAUUAGAUAAAUGUUUUGAGAAUGUUUGUGAAUUAGAUUUAAUAUUUCAUGUUGACAAAGUUCAUUAUAUUCUUCAAGAAAUAUGUUUAGGUGGUAUGGUAUUAGAAACAAAUAUGAAUGAAAUUGUAUCUCGUAUUGAAGAACAAACAAAAUUAGAAAAACAAGAAGCGGGUAUAUCGGCAGCACCCGCUAAAGCAAUGAUGGCUGUUAAAGAUAUGAAUUUAUCGCAAAAAAUAAAAGAUAUUAAAUUACCAUCAAUCUCAUUUUAA